Messenger RNA from Aphanomyces astaci, 2322 nucleotides. Its product is annotated as CMGC/MAPK protein kinase. The transcript is spliced from 4 exons. Gene Ontology annotation, biological process: protein phosphorylation; intracellular signal transduction. The coding region runs from base 21 to 2153 and encodes 710 amino acids. Lineage: Eukaryota; Oomycota; Saprolegniomycetes; Saprolegniales; Verrucalvaceae. The record is from RefSeq and is a predicted model, not a curated record. Gene Ontology annotation, cellular component: nucleus; cytoplasm. Gene Ontology annotation, molecular function: MAP kinase activity; ATP binding.
CCGGUGUCGGCGUCCUAACCAUGAACUACGGCGACACCAGUGGCAACCACGUGCCAAUGCAGCACCAGUCGCAUCAACAGCACCAACAACAGCAACAACAGCAGCACCAUCAGCAGCAGCAGCAGCAUGUGGGGCAUCUGCACCACCAGCAACAAGAGGCGCCGCCUUCGGCACCGCAGCAACCCGGCCCGCCCGCCGCGAACAACGCGUCCGUCCGCAAACUCCUGCGGCAGACGCUCGGCGAGCAGCUGGAGUUCGCUGGGUCCACGCAGCAAGUGCGCGCGUUCGUGUCGUCCGUCGAUAACUUCUUCCAGUCCACGGAGAGCUUGGCGUCACUGGGCAAGUCGUUGUAUUCGAGUCGGGCGGUCGUGUUUGUCGUGGACAAGUCCAUGCGCGUCAUCUUGUGGAACGACUGCGCCGUCGAGCUCACGGGACUCUCCCGGGAAGAAGUGGCCGGACGCAACUUCCUCGACCUCCCCGGACUCGUGUCGCUUGGCACCACGGCGGUCCUCGAACGUGCGCUGCAGGCCUGUGUUGAUCCGACUAAAGGCAAGGUGCAGGCGCUGGAGCUGCAGCUGUUCCGCAAGGAUGGACGGGAGCUUCGCCUCCUCUGCGAAUGCUCGGCGCUGCUCGGCAACCCCGCCGGCGCCGGCAUGCUGGUCGUGGCGCAGGACCUGCUGGCCUUCCAAGGCACGCUGGCGCAGCGGGAACUCGCCGCUGUCGCAGAGACCCCCGCGCAGCUGCCGUCGUCACAGCCGUCCGCGAGCCAUGCCAACGCACCCGCGCCGUUUGCGUCUGUGGAUGCCGUCGCCGCGCCACAACAACCGCCUCCACAUCCACGACAUGCUUCGAAAUCCGUCGCCAACUUGUCUGGAUGGGAUGAAGUCAAGCCGGCAUACCAGCUGGAAACGGUGCUCGGUCAAGGCAGCUACGGCCAAGUUGUCCGAUGCAAGCACUUGGCAUCAGGGGAAAUCGUCGCAAUCAAGAAGAUUCAAAAUGUAUUUGCAGACCCCAUCGAUGCCAAGCGUAUUCUGCGGGAGCUGUGCAUCUUGCGCCAGCUCAACCACCGCAACAUCGUCCAGAUCAAGGAAAUUGUGUGCCCGCAAGACAUGCUGCGGUUCCAAAAUAUCUUUGUCGUGUUCGAAUACUUGCCGUCCGACUUGGAAAAAUUACUCCACUCGCCGCAGUUCCUCACGGCCGAGCACAUUCGAUGGCUGCUCUUGGACCUGCUUAAAGCGCUCAAAUACAUGCACUCGGCGUCGAUUGUCCACAGGGACCUCAAGCCGGCCAACGUUCUGCUCAACCUGUCGCCCGUGGCCAUCAAAAUCUGCGACUACGGCCUCGCCCGGACUCUAACCCACUCGCAGCUGAGCCAUCCAUCCACGAAACGCAAGCGCGGCGCGACCUCUCCAACGGCUGCCACGUCAUCGAAAGGCGGGGGCAAAAAGAUACAGCGCCAACUCACGGAACACGUGGUCACGCGGUGGUAUCGGGCGCCCGAGAUCAUCUUUCGGGACCACGACUACUCGACUGGCAUCGACGUGUGGAGUGUCGGGUGUAUCUUUGCCGAGCUCUUGAGCAUGCAGAAGAGCAGCGUGCCGUCGCAUUUCGCGCGGGAGCCGCUGUUUCCGGGUGUGUCAUGCUUUCCGCUGAGUCCGGGCGCCGGCCAGCGCGCGUUGCCCCAGGAUAGCCAGGACCAGCUCAACACGAUUCUGCGCGUGCUCGGCUCCAUGGCGGACGACGACAUUGCCGAGAUCGCCGAUCCGGAUGUCCGGUUCUACCUCCGGAACCUCCCGCCCCAGCCGCGCAAGUCGUUUGCCGACAUGUACCCCGGCGCUGAGACGGAAGCCAUCGACUUGCUGCAUCGCAUGCUCCAAAUGAACCCGCGGAAGCGCAUGACGGUGGACGACGCGCUCAGUCAUCCGUACUUGGCGAGUAUCCGGACCAUCGAAGACGUGGAUGACGACAUCGUGGCGCCGCACCCGAUUCAACUCGACUUUGACGACGUCCGUGGCCCCCUCCCGAUCCACGAGAUUCGGCGGCUCAUGACCAGCGAAAUCGCCUACUAUCACCCGCAUGUGCUCCAGCAUGUGCAAGCGGCCAUCCCGCCGCGGCCCCCGCAGCACCGAAAACUCAACCAAUCCACGUCGUAGCCCCUCUUUGGAUAACGAAUCUAUUGGUAGAAGAAGCAAGCCAUGACGAGGCUCAUAUGUAUAUAUAUGUAUAUAUAUACUGCCACAAAGGUUGGUCGGUCUUGGUCGUUGGAGUACAAUAGCACUUGGGGGGCCAGUAAUAUAUAUAUAUAUAUAUCCAAUGUCAUUU